UGUUGCAGAAGCAGGGAAGGAUUUGUGUUAAAUGUCCUUUUUUUCAGCAGUAAAAAUGUAUCUUAAAGGAAGGGCAGUGACUGGGAACCCGAUGGGCUGAAAGAGAAGAUAAUUGCCUCGGACAGGCAUAAUUGCCUCAAUUCAGAAUGCUAAAAAUGGGAAAUUAGGAAUAAUCAAUGGCUGUUUAUGAUCUGUGUCUAUACUGUGAAUUCAGCUAAUACGGAGUAAUUACACUCCGCUAAUUCCUGGUAUUUGUCAUCGUUCGGUUGCAGAGGAGUCCUGCAAAACAAUAAAAACAGAUUGGCUGUGCCGGGCCCACAGACUGGGGGCUUAGCGCUGCACGAGCUGAUUUCAUUUCUAAUGGUGAAAGCGGUUAUGAUUUCCCUUAUUUAUUUUUCUCUCCUAGCGGCAAAGCCGGCGUCAGUGAGCUGCGCUGCCAGGGCUGCAGCGGGUGCAGUGGAUGCGCUACACAACAGCACCCCCAAAAGCCGGCACCGCCGUGCUGCCGGGGGAGACCUGGCACACCAAACCCCCUUGCCAACAAAGCACCACCCUUCCCCUCUUGUCAAACUGCCUUUUCACCUCCUUUUUGUCCAAUAUUGCGCUAUCAUCCCUCCUAUCAAACUUUGUCCUCAUGCAUUUCUUCUUCCAGCCCAUCCGGCACAAGGGAACCCCGCCGGUGUUUCACCCCGAUGCUCGGGCUGUGCUCGGUCACCGGGAUGCAGGUGAGACCUGCGGGAUGGGUUAUCAGUGUGGCGGCGUGAUUCACUCCCUGGUCAAUGAAAUGCUGCUGUUUGUUAACCUGUGCAAAAGUGGGAGAGGUGAGACCGGGAGCAGGCUGCGGUGGGUGAAUAAUCCCCCGCGGCGAUGCAGGCGGGGAGGUGGAAUGCGGGGGGAGCCCUCGCCCUCUCCCAGGUGGCAGAUGGCGUGCAGGAAACGCAGGUAGGGUUUAACGCUAGAUAAACAGAGAAGCAAAGGACUGUUUCCUUUUAAAGGUGCUACAUUUAACAUCUGCCGUACGUGGCUUAGCCCGGCACGAACAACCUGAAACCACACAGACACAGCACUUCUCAGGACAAAGUUUGCGAAGUGGCAGUGGCCAAACCUUUCCUAAGAGAAUUUGCCAUGAAUUUGCCCUGGUGAUCACCUCCCUGCAAAGCAGCGUGUCCCUGCGGGCAAUGUGGAGCCCCAUGGACAAGGGAUCAUUGGGGGGGAUCCUCCUCCCGGUGCUGAGCUCCCGUAGGAAAGAGCUCCUGGGAGGGACAGUCCUGCAGCCACUGGGGCUUUUGGCAGGAGCCACCAGUGCCCCAACGCUCCCACCACCCACUGAGGUCCCGCAGGGGCCCCUGCACCCAGCGCCGGCACAAGGCAGGAGGAGGAAGAGGAGGAGGAGGAGGAGGAGCAGGAGGGAGAGCAGCUCCUCACCCGCCAGCUCGCUCCCGCCGCUCCUACCAUGGUGCUCGUCGCCGUGCAGUGACUUUGCACCACAGAUUAUUCAUUCCCCAGCCUGGCAGCUUUUUGAUAUCACAUCUAUUAUUUUUUUCUUAAUUUCUCUUUCUCAGUAUCCUGCAGAAGCCUCCCGGGGGGAGCCUGCGGAUGAGACUGAUGUAAUUCCGUUGCACUGCACAAGUUAAUUAUUUGCCAAGUCGAGCCCAAGCUGACGCCCUGUUCCCAGCAUUUGAUGUAUUCACUAAUGUUGUGUGGGAUUUAAAAGCACCUUUCUGCCAUGUGCCACAGUGGAUGGGAAAAACCUGGGCUACCCCAGGGCACGGGGACAGGACACGAGGGCUCCCCACACCAGCACCAGCCCGUGGGCUCUGCUGCAGCCACGUCCCACAAGAAAAGCACACGGCUCCUCAUCCUCCUCUGUGUUUCCAGGGAAAACAGCCGGGGAAAUGCGCAGUUGCAGAGAGCAGAAGCUGUUCACGCACGGUUUCUUGACUGGGAUGAUGCGGCUCCCCAGCCCCGCUGAUGGUUUUUUGCUUGUUUCCUCUGAAAGCAGCAGCAACGUCUCCAUCUCCGGAGACGGCCCAGGGGACCUCAGGUCCCUUGAAGCGGGAGGACAAACUCAUCACAAAACAGGCCUCCCCCAGGGUGCUACAAGCCCCUUGCUGUGGGGAAGUGGGGAGACGGAGCAGAGACACGCGCUGCAGCACGCCGGGGCUUGGGGCGCUUCGUUAGUGAGCCGAGCCAGUUAUUGCCGGCAGCUAAACAAACUAAUAGGAAGGAUAUUUCCCCGGAGAGCGAGGAGGUUUCUGAUUUAGACUGCGCUGUUUAAGCCCUGACUCUCACCGCAACUAAAAUUUCCUUCCGAGGGCAAUAAUUAUCCCAACGCAAAGUCUAGGCCUGUGUUUGCUUUCCUGCUCCCCGUCUGGAAGGUUUCGGUUCGGAGGCUGCGAUUUCCCAGCACUCCGGCUGCGUCCUGCACCCCGGGAACAGCACCGGGGGGAGGCAAAGAAAAGCUCAGUGCGGCGUUUUCUACAGAGAGCACCCUCAGGUAUUAAACUAAUUCCCAUGGAGCAGUGUCGGUCCCAUAGGGGCUCUGCUCCAGCCCUCCGCCACAUGGCCCCAAGUCUCCUCUGAUGGCUUUUGGCCGAAAAUUGCUUUAAAAGCUCCAAGAGAAGCCAUUUGGUUCACCUAAGUGAUGGGAGCGGAAAAGAAAAAGGAAAAACGAGUGGGAAUGCUUUUGUUCUCGGCUGCCAGGUAAAGGAGGUUCAGCUUUGGAAAAUGUAUGGAACCUCUGGCGCUAACUGCGGAGCGGGAGUCUCCAAGGAGCGAUUUCUUCCUUCAGAAACAUAAUAAUAACAAUAAAUGAUUAAAAAGAAAACGGCCUAAAUCUAUAUCUCUACAGUUAACUGAGGACUCCUUUGGAGUUCAGGACUGUUGCUGGAUAAAGAAAUGCUUAUUUGAGACGGGAACCUCCAGCCUCCUGCGAACGAGAUGCAGUCAAGUGGCGCGCGGGGCCAGCCCGCACACGUACAGCACAGCCCGGGGGGGGAAAAACCCGCCCGAUCGGGUUAUUCUGCAUUUGCCCCAUGCCAGGGGACACUAGUCCUGGCUUCGUGCCCAACCGCUCGGGUUGCAGCACCCUCCGCCAGCCACGCUGCCCGUGUGCUGGCUUCGUGCGAGUGCAGAGGGCUCGGGCCUCCGGACCUCGGGAGAGGUUUUCCUCUUCUGAUAUGGCAAAAAAAAAGCGAGUGCCACAGCAGGGAAAACCUCCAAAGGAAACGCCUGAGCUCACAGCCACAGCAAUGCCUUUUUCCCCCCCUCCCGUGGGACAGCUGCUCCCAGCCGCUGCCGGUCACUGUGCCGCUUGGGCGGCACGCGGGGAUGCCCAGCCCCGUGCUGGGAAGCGAGAUAAGUUUUGGGGAGGUGCCGUGAGUCAUGAAAGGCUGUGCCAGGCUGGGCAGCCACACCGCCGAGCACCAGUUCGCCGGGAUGCCCCGACACCCACGCAGCCUGCCGAGAGGGACGGCGUGCCCGGGACGCUGAGAGGUCUGAACCCUGCCCAGCUCCAGGCUCUGCUCGGGGGAAUUGAAGGGGAACUCGACAAGCUCCGAAAGCAAACCGAUACCAGUUUCGAAGACUUUGUGACGUGCCAAGGGGGAUUUUAAGGACUGCCCUGCUGCUCCCAUCACACCCACCGCACCGCCAGGACUCCAGGGUGGUUUCCAGGACGGACGUUCACCCGGCUGCAUCCCCAAACUUCACAGGGUGACUUGUGACUGUGUCCCACCCCCUCGGUUGGGCUCUCUCUCCCCACCACCAUGCGGGUGACAGGCAUCAUUCGGAUCCUGGUACUGCUCAUCACGCUGCUGGGCACAUGGUUCAUCAUGCAGGCAUACUUCGAUCACAGCGGGAAAGUCAUGAGCCUGCGGAGCUGGCUGGGUGUCACCAACAAGGUCAGAAGCCAGCAGCCACCUCGGCACAAGUGCGGGAACCAGAAGAGCUGCCCACCAAACUAUUUUGCCUUCAAGAUCAUCAGCGGCGCUGCAAACGUGGUGGGACCCUCCAUCUGCUUCGACGACAGGAUCCUCAUGAGCAGCGUGAAAAACAACAUUGGCAGAGGCCUGAACAUCGCGCUGGUGAACGGAACAGACGGGAAGCUCCUGAAAACGGGCACAUUCGACAUGUACUCCGGAGACGUUAACAAACUGGAUGCCUUCCUCCAAGAGAUCAAGGCCGGCACCAUCGUGCUGACAGCCAGCUACGAUGACCCUGCCACCAAGAUGAAUGACAAAGUACGGGCACUUUUUGUGGAGCUGGGCAGCAACCAUGUGAAGCAGCUGGGCUUCCGGGACAACUGGAUCUUCUUGGGAGCCAAGGGGAUGAAGAACAAGAGCCCCUUUGAAGAGCACAUCAAAAACGAUCGGAAAACAAAUAAAUAUGAGGGCUGGCCUGAGAUGCUGGAGAUGGAGGGCUGUACCCCCAAGAAGAUGCAUUAGCAUCCAGCCCCAGCCUGCCACGGAGGGCAGUUGCCACCAGUCUCGCAGGGACACCAGCCCCACCGCACCGACCCCAGGCCCUGCCACCGCCCGGUCACACGGCCCAACGGUGGCUGCCUGCUCCCAGGGACCCGCUGUUUCCGAGCAGGGGCUGCGCAGGACUUGGAGAAGAGCUGUACAAGAGCCUGCAGAGCCUGAACAAAUGCCCAGCCGCAUUUCAGACGAGCUGUCCUCAUUUAUGUGUCAAUUUAGGUUAUUCAAUGUUUCUGUCCUUAAACAAAAAACUUUGUAAGAAGGUUUUUCAGAUUUCUUAAAUAAGAUAUCUAAUUAUAAAACACUGCCUUCUCGCUUCCAUUUUCAAGCAUAAAC
This is a messenger RNA of Chroicocephalus ridibundus (black-headed gull), 4814 nucleotides long. It is a transcript of the gene FAM3D, whose product is annotated as FAM3 metabolism regulating signaling molecule D. Bases 3768 to 4445 code for a protein of 225 amino acids. Lineage: Eukaryota; Metazoa; Chordata; Aves; Charadriiformes; Laridae. The record is from RefSeq and is a predicted model, not a curated record. The transcript has 12 exons.